This is a messenger RNA of Loa loa (African eye worm), 3699 nucleotides long. RefSeq lists its product as hypothetical. The coding region runs from base 1 to 3699 and encodes 1232 amino acids. The record is from RefSeq and is a predicted model, not a curated record. Gene Ontology annotation, molecular function: Roundabout binding; calcium ion binding; heparin binding. The transcript is spliced from 26 exons. Gene Ontology annotation, biological process: axon guidance. Lineage: Eukaryota; Metazoa; Nematoda; Chromadorea; Rhabditida; Onchocercidae.
AUGGAAGUUUUAACACUGAAUAGUAACAAUUUGAGUACAAUGGGACAGCUUGGACCAAUGUCCAAUCUUCGCGUCCUGAGGUUGGCGGAAAAUCCAUGGCUUUGUGAUUGUCGUUUACGAUGGAUGAAAAAGAUCAUUUCUAAUUCACAUUCACUGGCUCUAAAUACACGAUGCCACCGGCCAGCACAUUUGUAUUCUCGUAUGUUGGAAAAUAUCGAUGAAACGUUAAUGAAAUGCUCUGGGAUUGAGAAGCGUGCAGCCACUUCAUGUCGUGAUGCUUCAAUAUGUCCGUCUGUUUGCACCUGCACCGAAACGACGAUCGAUUGUCGGGAUCGUGGUUUAACACAUAUCCCAGCUAAUCUGCCUCCAACAACCACUGAGCUAAGGCUUGAACAAAAUCAAAUAACCUAUGUACCUCCUCGAGCAUUCUAUAAUCUUCAUCAACUCAAACGACUUGAUCUCAGUAAAAACAAUAUUGGAGACAUCGGCCCGCGAGCAUUUGAUGGUUUGAAGUCACUAAACUCUCUUGUGUUGUAUGGAAAUAAUAUAAGUAAUUUACCGUCGGAAGCGUUCCAUGGGCUUGCUAACCUUCAGUUAUUGCUUUUGAAUGCCAACAAGCUGAUAUGUCUUCGAAAAGAUACUUUUUCAAGCCUAACAAACCUAAAUUUGCUAUCUUUAUAUGAUAAUCAAAUUCAUUCGAUUGCUAAUGGAACCUUCGAUGGGUUGACCAACUUAACGACACUUCAUUUAGCCCGCAAUCCAAUUAUUUGUGAUUGCAAUCUCGAAUGGCUUGCUCAUUUAUUAGCCAAGAAAGCUGUGGAAACUAGCAGUGCACGUUGUGAUUCACCAAAACGAGUAGCUCACCGACGUAUAUCUACAUUACAUCACUCGAAAUAUCGAUGUAAAGGGUCUGAGGCAUAUGUAACAGCUAACGCAGGUCGCUGCAUCAUCGACCAUCCAUGUCCGGUUGGCUGCUCAUGUUUGAAUACGUUCGUUGAUUGCAGUAAUCGAGGCUGGACUGAUUUUCCACGUAAACUACCUCGAUAUACCACCGAAUUACGUAUGUCCAACAAUAAAAUAACUGCCAUUCGUCUUUCAACUAAUCUGCAUUUCGAAAAUUUAACCACACUGCUGCUGGAUGGUAACGAAAUCGAAUUCAUCGAGAGUAACUCGUUGUCUGGAUUGGGUAAAGUACAAGAGCUUGACUUAAGCCGCAACAAAUUACGGUAUUUUUCUACUGCAGUGUUUGGAAAUGGAAGUUUGCAAAUCACUAAACUGAAUUUAAGCCACAAUCAGAUCAAAUGCUUCUCAGCUGAUUCGCUUGCCCAGCUAGCAACGUUAAAAUCUGUAUCGUUAGAUGGAAACGAUUUCGUUUGUAAUUGUCAUAUUGUUGAUUUUGUUCAUUAUCUACGAAUGAAUGGUUCACGCUUCCUGAAUUCUGUUCUUUGUCAUGAACCGAUACAAUUACGCGGUCGCAUGAUGACGUCUCUUAAAAAAGAUGAACUGUUCUGCACUGAAACUAUGGAAAAUGUUUGUGUGGAAGAUGGUAAUUAUUGCCCAACUGGUUGCACGUGUCAUGAAACAGUAGUGCGUUGUUCGAAUAAAAAUCUUAAAAAAUUUCCGGCUGAUAUACCCGUUGAAACUACUGAACUAUUCCUGGACUCAAACGAUAUUGUCCUUAUACCUCCUGAAUUGAAUAAGCUGAAGCAUCUUGUCAAAUUAGAUCUAAGCCACAACCGGAUUGUUGCAAUUGAAAACGGUGCAUUUGCGAAUUUGACCAAAUUGUCAACUUUGAUACUUAGUUUCAACAAACUUGAAUGCCUAGAAGAAGAGGCAUUCACACAUUUGACUAGUUUACGCAUUCUUUCAUUGCACGGAAAUGAUAUUUCAGUUUUGCCGGAGUCAGCUUUUGCCAAUCUACAUAACAUUACACAUAUAGCUCUUGGAAGUAAUUCGUUGUAUUGCGAUUGUCAUAUUGCGUGGUUUAGCCGAUGGAUAAAAAGUCGUUUCAUUGAAGCUGGAAUUGCUCGCUGUGAACUUCCCUUGAAUUUCCGAAAUCAGUUGCUCUUAUCAGCCGAUGAACUACAGUUCAAGUGUGUUGAAAAAGUGCCAAAAAAUGUGUUGGUUAAAUGUGAUGCCUGUGUUGAUAACCCAUGCAAAAAUGGCGGUACAUGUCAAAAGAUGAAAGGAAGGACAUUUGCGUGUAAGUGCGUAGCCAGAUAUCACGGAAAAUAUUGUGAAAAUAAAAUCGAUGCGUGUUAUGGUGAGCCGUGUCUAAACAAUGCCACCUGCAAGAUACUUCAAGAUGGGCGUUUUAAAUGUCAUUGUGUGAAAGGUUUCGAAGGUGACCGUUGCGAGACAAAUAUUGAUGAUUGUGUAAAAAAUAAGUGUCAGAAUGGAGCAACCUGUAUUGAUUUGAUAAAUUCCUACGAAUGCAAAUGUCCAUCAAUGCACACAGGAAGUUUUUGUGAGGAAAAAGUGGAAUUUUGUUCGAAUAAAAUGAAUCCAUGCGCAAACAGAGGACUGUGCGUGCGACAAGCUGUUUCUUACAGAUGUGAUUGCUUGCCAGGUUUUACCGGUAUCAACUGUACGAUAAACAUUAAUGAUUGUACACAUAAUCUAUGCAAAAAUAAUGCAAUUUGCGUUGACGGUAUACAAUCAUAUAAAUGUGAAUGUAUCGACGGAUAUACGGGAAAACUUUGCGAAUUACCACCGGGUGUAUGCCAUGAAUUAGGAAAUGACGUGUUCUGUAAAUGUUCUGAAGGAUAUACUGGUAAGCGGUGUGAACAGUUGAGAGCUGCAGGAUAUGUUCAAAAUGAUUCGUUCGUCGCUUUGGAACCCUUCAUUGCUUCACCGAAUGGAAAUCUAACCUUCACAUUGAUUACUACUGCUAGCACCGGAGUCGUCGUAUAUUAUGGCGAUAAUGCACACUUAUCGGUCGAAUUAUACGACGGUCGUUUGAAAAUUUCAUUCUGUGUGGGCAAUUUUCCUGCAUCUCAUAUGUACAGCUAUGUUACUGUGCAUGAUGGACGUCCACAUCGGAUAGAAAUUUAUAUCAAAGGAAUAACGCUAACAUUAAAAAUUGAUAGUUAUGAACCACAGACUGUUGUAAACAGUGGCCCAAAAGAAACGUUCGUAUUAACAAGCAAGAAAUUCUUACAUAUUGGUGGCAUCCCGGCCUCUGUUGCUAUUAAAGCAAUUACCGCUUUUCAUUUAAAGCAAGCACAUAGCUUUAAAGGAUGCAUCUCCGAUUUUUAUGUUAAUGAUGUGUUAGUUGAUUUCGAUAAGGUGGAACAGAAGGAGAAGAUUUUAAAUGGAUGUGCCAAAAGUGUGGAUCUCUGUAGUGGUGUCCAGUGUUACAGCGGUACAUGCAUUACGAAUUCCUCGUUAUCCAGCGGUUACAUAUGUCAUUGUCCUCCUGGUUAUAGUGGCACGCAUUGUCAACGACGUGAAGUUUUUUGUGCCAAAGAGAAAUUUCGUUAUCAUUACUUGGACGGUAACUGCCGUUCGGCAGAACGAAUCAAAAAUGGUCGAUGUAAUGGGUGGUGUGGUAAUGACAAUAAACAGUGUUGUGCAGUCGUGAAAAGUAAGAGGCGCAGGUUGAAAAUGUACUGCAAAGAUGGUAGUACUACUUCGCAGGUUGUUCGCAUUGUACGAAAAUGUCAGUGUACUGCAGAAGCAGCAUGUCAUACUGCGUAG